AUGUCAUUAUUUUCAAAAAAAGAAUAGAAGAAAUAACCUACUCAAUAUUUGGAAUUUGAUUCACUUGCUGUUAAAAAGUAUAUUUAUGACUCAAAGAAAGCCAAUGAUUAGUCUAUAAAACAAGAGUAGUAUAUAAAUGAUUUAAGAAAAGCGUAUGAAUUCCAAAAAAAAUUAGUUAUGAUUAGUAAAGAGUUGAAAUUGAACCCAUCUUUUAAAAAGUAGAGAUGCUAUAGAUAGAAAGAAAAUAAUUAAUGGACGAAGUUGAACAAUAUAAAAUGAGUUAGAUGGAAAUUCUUAAGAAAUAUGAAGGAGAAUAUUAGGAUAAAGAGAAAUUUAUGAAAGAAUGCUAAAAAUACAAAUAAUAGAUUUUAGCACUUUAGAAGAUGUAAAUGCCUUAAGAAUUUUAAGAAAAAAAAUGUCAGGAAUUAAAAGAAUCUUUAUUUAAUACUAUAAAAGACAUAAUGAAUGACUUUUUGGAAAGUUAUAAUGAUUAAAUAGGAUAUGAAAAUGAUGAUUAAGGUAUUAAUUCAAAAUUAAUAAUAGAUUCUGCAUAAUUAUUUCAUGAUUUACUCUAAUAGAUUGAUGACUCAAUAUUAAUGUUUGUAGAAAAUCUACCAGCUUAAUCGAGUAGAUAAUAUUAAUCAGAGGAAGUUCAACAUCUUAAGGAUUAAAUUGAAAAAACUUUGUAAAUUGUAGCUAAUUUGCAAUCAGAAAAUUAAGACUUAGUUGUUUCAUUAGAAUCUGAAAAGUAACUUAAAGAUAAAAUCAAUAAUCAAAAAAAUACUUAAUAAUAAUUAGUUAGUCAAUUGUAAAAUUAAAUUGAGUAAAUAGUAAAUGAAAAAAAGACUAUUGAUUAAUAAUAUUCAGAAAUUUAGAAUAAAUAUUAAGAAUUAUCAAAAGAAUAUUAAAAAUUAAAUUAAAUUAAAGAAGAUGAAAAAGAAAAGUUAAAGAUAGAAUUAAUAACAUUGGUUAAUGAAUUAUAAAAAGAAAUAUAAAAGAUUUAAUAAGAAAAUUCUAGACUUUUGUAGUAAAUUGAAGAUAAAAAUGCUGAAUUUAAUAAUAAAAUAGAACAAUUUAAUAAUAAAAUAAGAGAUUUAGAAACUAAAUUGAAUCAUGAAGAAUUAAAAUUUGACUAAAAAUCUAAAGAAGUAAGAUUAUUUAUAUUAUAUAGUUUCUUAGAAAUGAAAGAGAAUUAAGUUAAUUUAAAUCUGAAGCUGCUAAAUUAUUUGAAAAUAAUAAUAUAUUACAAUAAUAAUUAGAUGCAUUUAAAGAAAAAAGAAAAUAAGAAAAAGAAAUAUUUGAUGAUUAAAAGGAUAAAUAUAAAUAAAUGAAAAUAUAAUUAUAAUAACAAGAAUAAGAAUAUUAAGUAAAAAUUACAUAACUUGAAGAAUAAAUUCUAUUGCUUUAAUAAAAAACUGAAAGUACAAUUUCAACACUAUUAUCUAUUAAUCCAGAAAUUAUAAUGGAAAAAGAAUUGUAAAUUUCAAAAUUAGAAUAAUCUAUCAUAGAGUAUUUUAUAUAUAUUAAUAUAUAUCAGAUUAACUUAAAAAAAUAGUGAAUUAAUAUAAAAAUUAGCUGAAAAUAAAAUAGUGAUUAAUGAUUUGAAUCAUGAAUUAGAAUAAUAAAAAUUGACUAAUCAAUAACAUCUAGACAAAAGAGCAUUUGCAUUAAGUGAAUUAAAUAGAUUAGAAUAAUAAAAUUAACUAUUAAAAUAAGUAUAUAUAUUCAUAUUUAUUUUAUAGAAAACAAAUGAUUAAAAUUAAAUUAUCAAAUAAUUAUAAAUGGAAAAUUAAUAAAUAUCCCAAUUUGUCAAAUCUUCAAAAUAAUAGCCUAUUCCAAAUAUGCAAAAGCAAAUACUCAAUUAAAGCAUUUCUAAAACUCCUAUGGUAGAACCAAACUAUUUAGAUUCAUCUAUGAUAUCUGAUGCUGAGAGUUAAACUUCAAAAUAGUCUAAACCUCCUUCCAUACUUAUGAAAGGAUUAAAUUAUUUGAAACCAACACCUUAACCAAUUUAAAAUGUAGUAUAUUUAUCUAAAUAUGAAAGUAAUAAGAAAAUUAAGAUAUAAAAAUUGCUGCUACUAUGAUACAUAAGUAGACAGAAGAGUUAAAAUAAAAUUUAGAAUAACUCUAUAAAUGUUUUUUAUCAACAGUUCUACUAUCUUAAAAUAAUGAGGAAGAAGGUAAAUUUCUUAAGUUUGAAAGGGAAAUAAAUGAAUGUUUGAAGAAAACUUAAGAUUUGAAUGAUAACAUUGAAGAUUUUUUGAUAUUAUGA
Paramecium pentaurelia is the source of this 2272-nucleotide messenger RNA. Lineage: Eukaryota; Ciliophora; Oligohymenophorea; Peniculida; Parameciidae. The record is from the annotation of a GenBank genome assembly.